This is a messenger RNA of Vanrija pseudolonga, 2382 nucleotides long. RefSeq lists its product as uncharacterized. The transcript is spliced from 10 exons. The coding region runs from base 1 to 2382 and encodes 793 amino acids. The record is from RefSeq and is a predicted model, not a curated record. Gene Ontology annotation, cellular component: transcription factor TFIIIC complex. Gene Ontology annotation, biological process: transcription initiation at RNA polymerase III promoter. Gene Ontology annotation, molecular function: protein binding; histone acetyltransferase activity. Lineage: Eukaryota; Fungi; Basidiomycota; Tremellomycetes; Trichosporonales; Trichosporonaceae.
AUGAGCGCGAGCGCGAGCAGCACCCGCCCCCUGCCCGUGCUGAUAACGUCGCGCAGCGUACCCGGCCGCGUCGCCUCGCUGUCGCGGCGCAACGUCGCGUGGAGCGCGGACGGGCAGUGCCUCCUCGUCUCGCGGCAUGGCGUGUCGAUCACGGCAAGUAUCUGGCGUGGGACACCACACCUGAUAUCUACCCUUCCCGCGCCGAGCGUGCCGCUCAACUCGAGCAUCUACGACGCGUUCGCGCCCAAGGCCUUGCUCGAGGAAGGCGACGACGACGACGAUAACAAGGACGACAUUGACGUGGACGGCGACGGCGGGCCGUCGGCACGCAAGCUUGCGCGGCCCAAGGACGGGGAGGUGUGCUGGUGGAUGACGAGCGUUACGUUCGACAGUAAUCGCCAGCGGGAGGACGUGUAUGACUGGGCGGACGUGGGCGAUGAGUACAGCGCCGUCCUGACCGACAAUAACCGACACGUGCGCAGCGCGGUGUGGUCGCCGUCGUGUAUGAGCCGGAUAGGCAGCGCCGUCGUAGCGGUGCUCACCAACUCGCUCAGCGUGUCAAUCUACGAGCCGGCAGGCGACCCCCUCUCGCGCGGGUUCGAGGAGGCCGCCGACCUCUCCCAGGCCAUGAUGCGCCUGCUUGGGCCCGACCUCGUGCCGGACAACAAGCCGACCACGCGGGCGAUGCUGCGCAUGCGCUUCACGUGCUUGGAGUGGAGCGACGCGCUGCCCAUGGACAGCAUGAUUGGGGUUGAUGGGAGCUUGCUCGCGCUCGGGAACCGCGCGGGCGGGGUCGCGUUCUGGAGUUAUGCGAACGGUACUGCGAGCCUGAUCGCCGAGGUACCCGUCCUACCGGCGUCGCCAUUCGUAAGCGACCUCACAUGGUCCAAGUGGCAGGCGGUGAACGAGACUACUCGAACCGACGGCUCAGUAUGCACGCUCUCCGUCCAGCGGAUAGCUGUCCAGUCCAAAGACCAGGAUCCGACGUGGAGACUGGAGCUCGGCGAGCCGGUGGUCAUCUCCCCUGCCGACCGGCGCACAAUCACUGCCAUCAAGUGGCUCACUGACGAUCUCGUGAUCUGGACCAAGUCUGGCUCUGUUCACUUCUGGCAGGCGUCACGGGGCGCUGUGAAGAGCGUCCGCCUGCAGCCGAUCGGCAACUGGGCCGGCUCGAGCCCGCUCACCGCCUGUGCUGGUAUCCACUUCGUCGCGCCGUCUACCGUGCUCGUCGUCCUUGGCACCCUGACACACCAUGUGCUCGUCGACGUGACCACCGAGCCCAAGCUCGCCCCGCUUGCCGAGUCGCUCCGCCUCUCGCUGGCGGCACGCGACGCGUUCCUUGACGUGUCGCGCAACACGACAUUACGGACCCUCCUCAUGACUAGCGACCGCGAACUGACUGCCUCAACUGCUGGGUAUGCCGCCCUUGGGGGGUCGUUUGACAUUGCCACAUGGAUUACAGAACCCCUGACACUACACAACCUCGACAGCUUGACCGAGGUCCAUCGUAUCGAUGAUUUCAUCGUUACCGACCUGAAGCACACGCAGGCGACGCCAGAGUCGAUCGCCCAGGAGGUGGAGAAGGUGCUCGCGGAUCCACCACGAUGUAAGCUUUCCGGAACGGCUGAGCUGAUAUUAGUGUUUGACGUUGCGCCGCUUGUGCCGCUCAUCUCGCUGGUGCUUCGCACCCUCGCCAGCGACUCCGACUCCGGAGAGCUGCUGCUGAAAAUAAUCUCCGCCUUCGACCCCGAUACCGCGGGCCCAUCAUUGGAAUCAUCGCCUUCAUCACCACGGCAAGCCCUGAUUCAGGCGCUGUGGGCUCAUAAACCACUCGACCGGCUACGCCUCAGGCUCGUUCUCGCUUAUUGGGGACAACGCACGUUCCCCAGUGCAUACGACGAGUUUACCACCGUAGCACGAUCACUGGCGUCGACGCUGAGACGUACCAUCGCGUCGCUGACGCUGGAAUGGGCGGUGCGGCAUACCUCGGCAUCCCUCGGUGCAAUCGAUGAGCUCUACAUCCACCACCUGAUUGCGCUUAGUGGCGGAUCUGGGCAUAUCGGUGCUCGUAUCGUCAACUCGGCCACAAGCGCGGAUGGCACCGACUCGUGCCCUGCGUGUAAGAGUGAGAUUCCGUUCGUGGCGGACAGCGGGGCGCGGUGUGCCAAGGGGCAUGAAUGGGAGUAUCGCUUGUGUCCUGUGUGUCCUGCCGUGUCCCUCAUCCCCAGGAGCCAGAUGGUGGCGGGUGGGGGCGGCGCGGCAACCGAGGCCAACGGCUCGGCGGCGGCGGCGGCGACGACAAGCGACUCGCUUGUGCAGUUUGCACUCGAGUCCGCAGUGCAUUGUGUCAUGUGUGGCGGGCGGUGGUCAACCGCGUUGUGA